This is a messenger RNA of Drosophila obscura, 1001 nucleotides long. RefSeq names its product MICOS complex subunit MIC27 (gene Mic26-27). Gene Ontology annotation, cellular component: MICOS complex. The transcript is spliced from 2 exons. The coding region runs from base 112 to 804 and encodes 230 amino acids. Lineage: Eukaryota; Metazoa; Arthropoda; Insecta; Diptera; Drosophilidae. The record is from RefSeq and is a predicted model, not a curated record. Gene Ontology annotation, biological process: cristae formation.
UGUAUUUGACAUUACGCAAUGUUAAAAACAUCGUUUGCUUUGCAGCAAACGUACGAAAUUUCGCGUUUAUACACGCAUUAAAUAACUCGGGGGAUCGACAAACAUUUAAAAAUGCUGCGAACAACAACGAUGGGACUCCUGGCAGCCGUGGCCGUAAAGGCAGCCCCCGAACCCCCCAAAGCUCCAGCACCGAAGAAGGAUGAGGAUUGUUCACUAGUUUGCAGACCCAGCGAACUCCCCAUCUAUGGCUCCCUUCGCAAGACACAGCCCAAGAAAGAGCCACGCAUCUCGAGAGAAUCGGCGCUAGAAAAGAAUCUGGAGACUGGAGUGCGUACCGUGCGGGAGGAGGUGCAGGCUGGCUACCGGGCCGUAGCAGACCAGGCCGGCAUCAUCGGCAGCUACGUGGACACGGCCAAGGCCCACACGCAGCACACCCUCGACAUCCUGAACGAGCCACAGAACUCACUCCAUCGCAGCGGCGCCAUUGUGGUGGGCGGUCUGGCGGGUUUCAUCUUUGCCGCCCGCGGUGGCUUCGUCAAGAAGGUGAUCUACACUGGCAUUGGCUCCGGAGCGGUGGCUUCCAUGUGCUAUCCCCGCCAGGCGGAGGAGAACUGCCGCGUGGUGCUGCACGAGGGCCGCAAGAUCUUCGCCGUGGCCUACAACUUCAUCAAGGGCGUGAAACCCGGCGAAGAGGUGCCCAUUGAGCCCAUCAAGCAGUUCCCCACCUCGCUGCAGGACCUCAAGUACCUGGCACUGGAUCUGAUCGAUGAGGCCAAGGAGGUGGUAUUUCCCAAGAAGAAGUAGGAGCAGAGGCAGUGCCUCUGAAGCAAUGGCUUCAAAAAACGAACCUAAAAUCGAACCGGAAGUGUGAAUCGAUUUUGCGCUUCAAUUCUUUCCGAUUUUGUGUGAUCAUCUAGAUAAUGCUUUACCUCUUUCUCUCUCUGCGGAGUACUCCACGGAGUAGCCACAAAAUAAAUUCGCGUCGCGUCCCAAAAGUGAAA